AUGAGCUCGUACUUUGUAAACUCCUUCUCGGGGCGUUAUCCAAAUGGCCCGGACUAUCAGUUGCUAAAUUAUGGCAGUGGCAGCUCUCUGAGCGGCUCUUACAGGGAUCCCGCUGCCAUGCACACCGGCUCUUACGGCUACAAUUACAAUGGGAUGGAUCUCAGCGUCAACCGCUCCUCGGCCUCCUCCAGCCACUUUGGGGCGGUGGGCGAGAGCUCGCGCGCCUUCCCCGCGUCAGCCCAGGAGCCCCGCUUCAGGCAGGCGACGUCCAGCUGCUCCCUGUCCUCGCCCGAGUCCCUGCCCUGCACCAACGGCGACAGCCACGGCGCCAAGCCCGCUGCUUCGUCCCCUUCCGACCAGGCGACCCCAGCCAGCUCCAGCGCCAAUUUCACCGAAAUAGACGAGGCCAGCGCGUCCUCCGAGCCUGAGGAAGCGGCAAGCCAGCUAAGCAGCCCGAGCCUGACUCGGGCACAGCCAGAGCCCAUGGCCACCACUACAGCCGCGCCCGAGGGGCAGACUCCACAGAUAUUCCCCUGGAUGAGGAAGCUUCACAUCAGCCACGAUAUGACUGGGCCAGACGGGAAAAGGGCCCGGACCGCCUAUACUCGCUACCAGACCCUGGAGCUGGAGAAGGAAUUCCACUUCAAUCGCUACCUGACCAGGCGGCGACGCAUCGAGAUCGCCCACGCGCUCUGCCUGUCCGAGCGUCAGAUCAAAAUCUGGUUCCAGAACCGUCGCAUGAAGUGGAAGAAAGACAACAAACUGAAAAGUAUGAGCCUGGCUACAGCCGGCAGCGCCUUCCAACCAUGAGCCCAUCCGGAGGAGCCCUGGGCGGCCCAAGAGCCCGCACCACCCCCAGCCCGACCCUUCCAAUCCUCCCUGCACCGCCGCUGCCCGCUGGGAACCUGUUCCCAGGAGCCUGUCUCGCCCCAGCCUUGUGUUACAAUUUUUCGUUUGGUCUUAGGUCUUCCCAUGGCUCCCUCUCUCCUGGACUGGUUAUCUUGUUAUUAUUGUUAAUAAUUAUAAUUAUUAUUAUUUCCCCUCCAUGCUCCCCACGUCCCUCGGCUUGCCCCCAAUUGCCAGUGUUUCUGAGUGUCCUCGUGUCUGUGGGUGCACCCCUUUCCCCAGGAAAAAGAAAAGAAAAAGAAAUUCGCAUGUUUGAUGUGACUUCCCUUCCCUGUCUGUGUUCUAACUUAUUUAUAAAAAGGAUAAUGGCUGUAUUUUGAGUUUCAGCUGGAAACUUCCAUAAGGGGCAGCAGUUGAGGUAGUGCUGGGCCCAGCUGAGCUGGCCUGAGAAAUGGAGUCCAUGAUUGUGUUUCUUUUUACCCACUUCAUCCGUCUUCAGCCCCCACUCCCUAGGCCCAGGACUCCGGAGCAGUGGCUUGUUCCUGGGGUGGGAAGGGGCCGGGGAAGGGGCCAGGGAAGGACCAAAGUGUGGAUGUUGAGAAGAGGAAAGGAAAGGAGAGGAGUAAGCGAUAAAUGCCUGCUGCCUGGUAGGCCCCGCAGGGCCUAGCCUGGGAGUGUAUGGAAUCAGAAAUAAGCCUCGGUGUAAAAUGUCUUGUGAUUUUUCUCUGUGAAUCUGUGGGCCUGGCUAGAAGGCCCAGAGCUUGUAAAUAUGGGGCUAGUCUGGGUCAGGCCAACCACUUCCUUACCCAUUUCGCUUCCAAGACCAUUUGUAGAGCGAGUGGAUGCUGUGUGUGGAAUCUGUCUUUGCCAGGCCUGUCUCAGUGAUUAGCUUUUGGUAUGUCUGUA
Messenger RNA from Chionomys nivalis (European snow vole), 1752 nucleotides. RefSeq names its product homeobox B5 (gene Hoxb5). Lineage: Eukaryota; Metazoa; Chordata; Mammalia; Rodentia; Cricetidae. The record is from RefSeq and is a predicted model, not a curated record. Gene Ontology annotation, molecular function: DNA-binding transcription factor activity, RNA polymerase II-specific; RNA polymerase II cis-regulatory region sequence-specific DNA binding. Bases 1 to 810 code for a protein of 269 amino acids. Gene Ontology annotation, cellular component: nucleus. The transcript is spliced from 2 exons. Gene Ontology annotation, biological process: regulation of transcription by RNA polymerase II; anterior/posterior pattern specification.